This is a messenger RNA of Puntigrus tetrazona (Sumatra barb), 1449 nucleotides long. RefSeq names its product kinesin-like protein KIF6. Lineage: Eukaryota; Metazoa; Chordata; Actinopteri; Cypriniformes; Cyprinidae. Gene Ontology annotation, biological process: microtubule-based movement. The record is from RefSeq and is a predicted model, not a curated record. Gene Ontology annotation, molecular function: ATP binding; microtubule motor activity; microtubule binding.
UAGCAACCUGUACACAAAGUAGUAGGAAACGUGUAAAGAUAAUCGGGUGCUUUGUAUGGAAAAUCACAUAUAUCAUAGAAUAAUGGUAAAGCAAACAAUUCAAGUCUUUGCCCGUGUAAAACCGACGAAGAAACCCACCGCGGAGUACUAUGUGCACUGUGAGGAGCAGGAUGGUAGUUUGGAGUUUGUGGUUCCCAGAGACUUGGCAGAUGGUGUUAUCAACAAUAAGAGGGAAAACUACAAAUUCAGGUUUCAGAGGGUUUUUGACCAAACAGCCAAUCAAGAGGAAAUCUUUCAGGCCAUUGCAAAACCUGUUGCUGACAAUGUGCUGGCAGGUUAUAAUGGGACUAUUUUUGCCUAUGGACAAACUGGAAGUGGAAAGACCUUUACAAUAACUGGAGGCGCAGAGCACUACACUGACCGAGGGAUCAUCCCCAGAACUCUUUCUUACCUUUAUCAGCAUUUCAGCAAGAACAACAGCAUGAUCUAUACAACUCAUAUAUCGUACCUGGAAAUCUACAAUGAGACAGGCUUUGAUCUACUGAAUCCCCAACAUGAGACAUCUCGUCUGGAAGACUUGCAAAAGGUGACAGUCAUGGAAGAUCCAGACCAGAAUAUUCAUCUCAAGAACCUAUCAUUAAAACAAUCGGCAAAUGAAGAGGAAGCUUUGGAUUUGCUCUUAGGAGACACUAAUCGUAUGAUGAUCGCAGAGACGCCUAUGAACCAGGCUUCUACACGCUCUCACUGCAUCUUUACCAUUCACCUGUGCAGCAAGGAGCUGGGUUCAGCCAUGGUACGGCACUCAAAGCUGCACCUGGUGGAUCUGGCUGGGUCUGAAAGAGUGGGAAAGACAGGUGUGGGUGGUCAAAUUCUAACAGAAGCAAAAUAUAUUAACCUCUCUCUGCACUACUUGGAGCAGGUCAUCAUAGCCUUGUCGGAGAAGAAUAGAUCCCACAUCCCUUAUCGCAAUUCCAUGAUGACCUCUGUGCUUAGAGACAGUUUGGGCGGUAACUGCAUGACCACCAUGAUUGCUACUGUGUGUGCAGAGAGGAGGAAUAUUGAUGAGUCUAUAUCCACCUGCCGUUUUGCUCAAAGGGUGGCUUUGAUUAAGAAUGAUGCUUUACUCAAUGAAGAACUGGAUCCUUCUCUGCUGAUUGUCCAGUUGAAGAAGGAAAUCCAGUCUUUGAAGGAAGAGCUGGCUCUGGUUAUUGGAGAACAAAGGAGUGACAAGCUAACUCAAGAAGAAGUCCAGCAGUUGGAAGAGCAGAUAAAUGUGUAUCUGGAGGACCCUGACAGUGAAGUAACUUUAAACCUUGGGCCUGAUAUGAGAAAAAUCCAGUUUUGUUUCUCUACGCUAAAGCUUCAACCUUAAGGUUGCUGUCACAAUCACCUGCUGAAGUGACAAUGAACUCAGAUGGCACUCCACCCUAAACUGUCAUAUGUUUUGGA